AUGCUCGCAGCGACCUACCUCUUGCGGAACAACGGCUUCCGUCCAGACCCAUUCAUGCUCUUCGGCUUCUGGACCAUGCGUCCUCGAGCUUCGAGCUUCACGCUUUUCUUCUUCGUUAUUGCCCGCGUGUGCUUCGGGCAGAAGGGCAACCAAAAUUCAUAUCUAUGGAGCAUGAAGGAUCACGUCGUGGAAGAUACACUACUCAACGUGUUCUCCUUACCUUUUGCGCUAUGGUAUAUACUCCACCGCCCGGACAGUCUGGCAGCAGGGUUAUGCUCAGACGACUCGUCAUACCUCCGCUUCUGGGAUUCGUUCUACGCCAUCGCUGGCGCAGGUGGCGUUGCUGCUUUCUUACUCGUGGUCAUGCUUGGCCACGCUUGCUCGCGCGACCGCAAGAAGAUCGCUUACGACCCGUUGGCCUUCGCGACUCAUUAUUCCGAGACCAUGGGUGAGCCAUUGUCCAAGUUUUGGAGGUUCGUCUUCCUCGUUGGAGGGAUCAACAUGAUUGCGGUGUUCGCCACAAGUUGGGUUCUUUGGAGCAGUGAGUCACUUCCCUCUCCCUUGCUAUGA
Molecule: messenger RNA, 570 nt
Organism: Cladophialophora carrionii CBS 160.54
Lineage: Eukaryota; Fungi; Ascomycota; Eurotiomycetes; Chaetothyriales; Herpotrichiellaceae
Exons: 1
Coding region: 1-570 (189 amino acids)
Source: RefSeq, a predicted model, not a curated record